This is a messenger RNA of Myxocyprinus asiaticus (Chinese sucker), 3862 nucleotides long. RefSeq names its product sushi domain-containing protein 1-like. The transcript is spliced from 21 exons. Bases 392 to 3169 code for a protein of 925 amino acids. Gene Ontology annotation, molecular function: calcium ion binding. The record is from RefSeq and is a predicted model, not a curated record. Lineage: Eukaryota; Metazoa; Chordata; Actinopteri; Cypriniformes; Catostomidae.
UUGCAGUGCAUGUGGGUGUGUGUGGAGCGGGUGACAGGGCAGAAAUCUCUUAUCUAUCACUCACAAACUGGGUAAACUCACCACCCACCAAAACUUGUACACGCUUGUACACUCAUAUACAAAUAUGUAUAUUUGCUAUGUCCUUUAGUUUAAUUUGCAAAGGAUAUGAUGUCACCCUGUUGUUACUGAGAACAAUUGUAAUGUGACAUUUUUAAAACAGCUUUUUCAUAAUACGUUUUUGUAUCAGACAUAAGAAGAUCAACUACACGUCUAAAAGAAAUAUGUAGACCAGAACUACUCCUCUGAAAACAGAGUUCAGAAUGGAGUAGGAGGGACCUUAAGGGGAAAUAAGGAGAAAAGUGGAUGAGAAACGUUGUGAUAUUGUGAGUUUAUGGGAACAGAAGAGAGAAAAACAGCAAUGACAGACAUAAGAGUGGCAUGGUGCUUCUUUCUGAUUCAAAGUGCUUUUGAAGUUAUAACAGACACAGUGGAUGUAUGCGGCUCUUGCCAUCAAAAUGCAACCUGUGAUGAUAAAACUGAUGGAUCAGGGGGGAAAGUGUGCAACUGCAUUUAUGGAUUUGUAGGCAAUGGGAGGACUUACUGUGAAGAUAAAGAUGAGUGUCAACUGGGUUAUAUCUGUGGAGAUCAUACUCGAUGUCACAAUACAUACGGCAGCUAUUACUGUACCUGUCUUAAAGGGUACAGCCCGUCCAAUCACAUGGCUACAUUCAUACCCAAUGAUGGAACAUACUGCCAUGAUAUAGAUGAGUGCAAUGUUCAGGGCGUCUGUGGUGAAGGAGCUCUCUGUCAGAACACAGAUGGAGAUUUUACCUGCUCCUGUCAGACGGGUUACACAGUCCACAAUGGAUCAGAACCAUUUAAUCCAAACCGGGAUGCAGCUUUCUGCAAAGGUAUGAAUGGAGCAAUUGCCCAUUUGAUAGACUGUGGGUCUCCUCCAUCAGUCCCCCACACCAAGCAGAUCUCCCCCACUCUCACACACUACAGCAGUGAAAUCCAGUAUGACUGCAUGGAGGGAUUUCAGUGGAAAACAGGAGAGAAUUCCGCAGUCUGUGGUCUAGACGGAAAGUGGCAUGGACCCAGCCUGGUCUGUAAAGAAGUGAACUGUGGGGAGCCUCAUGUUUUGCCACACUCAAAAAUGAUUUGGAACAACAUCGCCCGAAUGGGAUCAGUGGCGCUGUAUGUGUGUGAUCCACAGUUUUAUAACAGUGGACGUGAGAAUGUCUCAAUAUGUACUGCUUACGGGACAUGGAGCCACCCUGACUUCCUGUGUGAAGAGAUUCAGUGCGGUUCUCCUCCUGUCCUGCCUAACACAGUGUUAUUUUGGAACGGUAUCAGUAAGAUUGGUUCUUUGGCUCUGUAUGACUGUAAAACUGGAUAUCACAGUUUGGAUACGGGAAAUGUGUCGGUGUGUAAAACUGAUGGUCAGUGGGGUUACCCAAAUUAUACUUGUGAAGAGAUUGUAUGUGGGGAGCCCGCUAUACUGCCACUCACUGUACAGAUAUGGAAUGGCAAAGUAACGUUUAACAGCACUGUUACAUAUCACUGCAAACACGGUUACUAUCCUAAACAAGGAAAUAAUAUAUCUGUAUGCGCUGAGAAUGGUUACUGGACAAGACCAACUCUAUUGUGCGAAGAGGUGGACUGUGGAGCGCCCCCUUCCCACCCCCUCUCAGUUAUGAUAUGGACAGGAGACAGUAAAGUUGGAUCUAGAGUGGUUCAUAAAUGCAUUGAUGGAUUUCAUAAUGUUAGGAACAGUGAUGUGUCAAUUUGCAGUUCAGAGGGAAUCUGGAGUCAGUCUGAUUUUCUGUGUCAAGAAGUAGACUGUGGCGUGCCACCUUCACUGCCUCACUCAUUUGUAUUAUGGAACAACAGCUCCAGUCUGGGCUCAGUGGCUCACUAUAUGUGUGAAACUGGAUAUCACAGUGUGGGCGAAGGAAAUGUGUCAGUGUGUAACUCAAAUGCAAAGUGGAGCCAAAUAUACAUGAGAUGUGAAGAGAUAAACUGUGGACCUCCCCCAGUAUUCCCACUAACAGAAAUAAACUGGAAUAAAACAUCUACACUGGGCAGUGUGGUUCAGUACAAUUGUAAAUAUGGGCUCAAACGGGAGGGGAACAAACACAUGUCAACAUGUACAUCAGAUGGAACAUGGGAAAAAGUAUCUGUAACUUGUACAGCACACUGUGGUCCUCCACCAGAGCUGCCACACACAGAGGUAGUGUGGGACAACAGUACCGCAGUCAUCCACCGCUGUGUUAAAGGAUACUACAGCCACACAGGAAGUGACAUUUCAAUGUGUGACAUCAAGGGAAAGUGGCAGAUAGCUACCCUGCACUGCAGAGAGCUGAGGCUGACAAUUAAUGAUCUGGUGGUGAUUAAUGAAAGAUGUCUACGCUGGAAUGCAGAAAAUGACGGACAUAGAGAGAAAUACACUGUGAUGUUCAUUGGUCUACGAGACUUUGACCGAUCAUUCAGCGACAGGAAAAAAGAGCUAUUCAGUUCCACGGCACUGUGGCCUGUUCUGUGUUUAAAUCUUUUGCCUGCUACAAACUACACCAUAACCAUUACAGCCGAAUCGACACGAGCCACCUCCACUGUUACAGCAAAUACCAGCAUGCCAGUCCCCCCCACACCAGAGGUCAAGUACAGUGAAGUAGACGCUCCAUUGCUCAUUCUCAAAUUACGGAGAACGACCAGCUCACUUGACUCAAUAUGUAUGUACCAGGUGUUUGUGUUACCUGUUGAGGGCAUGUUGCUGUUUGAUUGCAGCUCAUCUCUCAGUCCGCGGUUCUUCUCGCAGGAGAGGUGCGACAGGGGGUACGUCACAGCCCAGAUACAGCUCAGCGGUCUGGGCACAGAAAUGAACUUCUCUGUAGGAGACCAGCAGCAGUAUGGGGACUUUUUUAACGCUCCUCUUGAGAAUGGAAGAGACUACUACAUUAUUCUGCGCACUGUCUGCCAGUGGGGACAGUCGAGAACACAGUCCUGUGUCAUCUGGGCCAAAGCCAGAGGAACAUCCUACAUCAUGAAGAUAUCUGCUCUUGUAACUAUUGGAUUCAUAACUGUCUUUGGCUCAGUCAUUGUCAUGGGAUACUGUUACAGAUGGUACUGUAAAAUGUCCAGCCACAGAAUUUGGUCUCCAGUAUUAUAGAUGAUCUUAAAUUAUUGCUUCCUUUGUACUGAAAUAAAGCAGAUCUGUUUGUUAUACUGAUGAGUACAGUGUCAUCUUUAGAAGUGACCAGCCUGCCAUAGUAUUCACAUAAACGAGGUCCAAGUUAAAGGUAGAAUACUUUAAAUGUUAGCAAGGUUUUUAAUUUAGGACCUUUUGUUAUACAGGAAAAUAUUAGGACCACCUUUUUUAUCAUGAGCAAAAUUGACACAAAUAUAUUUUUUGGAUGCAUGUCAUAAUAUUUGAAAUAUUAGCACUUUAUUAGAUCAUAUUCAGGUGCUUAGACAAUAGAGACUUUCUAUGAACAUGUACUUAAUGGAACAAUUGAACUUUUUCACAAGUUUACCAACAGAUGGAGCCAAAGACUCAAUAGAAUGUUUUAGCUUUAGGUUUUGCCUAUAACAUAAUUUCUGUAGUAGCACUACAUAAGCUUUCCGUAACAAAAAUGUACCAUGCUUACCAUCUUUUCUGUCAAAAAACAGUUACUACAGCUAUUGCUACUACUGUGCACUGUAAAAACAUAAUACAUUAAAAUGGGAUCUCCUUUAAAAAUUGCAUAAUAAUCUUUCAGGGUGUUUCUGUUCUGUGUAUUUUUAAUAUCCGAAUAUUAAAAGUUAAUAUAGUUACGAACAAUGACUGACUAAAAUCUUUCAAAUAAAGCCAGAAUGAUUGUCA